AAACCUGUGACCGCUCACCUGCGUUCAGAGUUCCUCUAAGCAGGAAUGCACUUUGGAAUUAGACCUGCUCAAUAAACCCUCAGUCAAACUCAUCUCAACCUAACAAAAGCACAGGACAGACUGAAGACGUAGGAGCCAAAGGAAAAACCCACCCCUUCCCUGGGAUACUGAGCCUAAUGUUAGGAUCCAAAAGGGGCCUUAUCUGCUCCAAGAAGCCUUGAGGACAUUCUGAGGCCUGGGUAGAGUGAGCUAUCUGACAAGCAGCCCAGCAGUUCUUGGAGAAGCCACCCAGGCCAGGGAUUUGAAGAUCUGCGACAGAGCCUCUCAUUUGUAAUCAGAUGAAGCAGCAGAUAAUCCUCUGCCUGGAUCCAUCUUGCUCACUGCUGGAGUAGGAGGAGGAGACAGGGAGGUAGUAUUGGAGGGAGGGGGGGGAGUUACCUGUAGCUGCAACGGGAGGAAGUGGCUUUUCUCUCCCUUACAUGGUCCUGGAUCGAUGUGGGCGAUCAAGAGGAGCACUGGAAUGAGUGAACUCUGACAGAGAGAGAGAGCACCAGGUCCUGACCCUGACCGCAACUGAAGGCCUCCCUCAUGGAUUCAAGCAAGCGACGCUUAUCGGACCACUGUCCCUCUGACUGCCUGUCAGGUUCAGGAUGCACAUGGGAUGCCCUGGGACCCCCCUUCUACCCACUCUCCAAGAGCUCUUCGGAAGUUGCUCAGACUCCACUGUGCCAGGAGGAGUUGGCUAGGAACAAGCUGGACCUCCGGAAGAGCCUGAGUACUGCUGUGUGCCACCUGCAAAUGCCCGAAGCCAACUACCACGGGACAUCUCGGGGCAACUGGGAAAGAGGCACACAGACAGCAGGAGAGAGGGCGCCAGGAAAUGUUUUUGCUGCAGCCCAUCCACAAAGUGUCAUGGAAACACACAACUCCCAGUCAACUCCAAGAGAAGCAGAGACCAUUGGAGUAACUGUGAACUAUCACCACUGUUUGGACAAAGAGCCAUACAGAGCUCCUACAGUGACAGUACAGGAGAACCACACUACCGCCCCUCACAGGGACCUCUGCACAGAAAGGCUGGGGGUGAUCAAACAAGCAGUCCAGAGGAGCCAUUCAGACAGCCUGCAUGUGCUCAAGGAGAGCCACUGUCCCGGGCAGCUGAUGGCUUGCAGUGAGACCAGCUUUGCAUGUGCCGGGCUGGGCUUGUGCAGCACAGAAAGCCCAGGCUGCCCAUCGCUCGUGUGCAAACAAGCCAUGCAGCUGCGACAGAACAACACACUGACUACCUGCCACACGAGCAGCAGCAACAGCUCUGCUCAGCAGAGCGUGAGGAUAUGUGUGCCCAGCCCCUCACACACCAGCAGGGACAGCAAAUCAAGACAUGCAGCUUGUGGGGAUGUUUGUUUUGGCCACUCAGUAACUCCUGGGGGAUCGGAGGACACCUUUGCUGCCUUCUGCCACUCUCUCCCUAUCCCCACCCCAGCCCAGCUGCUCCCGCGGCUGGUGAGCUCAGUUAGCGAGUGCAGCAGACAGCGGCACCCUGCCCAUCCCGCCAACCUCAGCUUCCCCAGGCUGGUCUCCUCUGUCAGUGAGACAGGGCUGGAUGCCAAACGCAUGGUACACUGCUGUAGUCUUGACGGUCGGGACCAGGAGAUAGCCUUCACUAGCGGCGGACAAGUACAGCAAGAAGCAUGCAGGAAGACCAGAGAGAUGGGAACAAUGACCUUACCCAGUGAGCUGAGAGACGUAGGGGUGCAGACGGGCCCUCCAGAGUCGCCUCCCCCACAUGUGUUCCCCGAGGUUAGCCUACAGGAGGAGAAGGCUGCAGCUUCUGGGCAGAAGUCCCCAGUGAAGGAAGUGGUGUGGGAUGCAGAAGGGAUGACAUGGGAUGUGUAUGGGGCUUCAGUGGACCCGGAAGUGCUGGGAUUGGCUAUCCAGAAACAUCUAGAGCUGCAGAUCAAGGAAACGGCUAGCCGUGCUUCAAGACUUUCCCGCACAGACACCAACAGCACCCAGAAAAGUAGCCAGAGGAGGAAGAGGGGAAGUGUAAUGGGCUCUCUAAAAAGCCCAGCCUGCUGUGCCCGCUCCACGAGUUCUGUGGACUGACGUGGACAAAUCAGACCCACUGAGUGGCAAGGUGGACCCUCUGCUUGUGACCCAAAUGGGAGGUCUACAGUGAUCUGGGCUGCAGUGCCUCUGAAGGGGCACCCAGGACAGCACCCAUCCUGCCAAUCCUGAGGGAGGACAGAAUCAGGAUGAUCUUCAGCUCUGGCUGCAGGUCAAACUAUAUCCCCACUCGUGACACAGCAGGCACCCACUCUGGAACUCCACAUGGCAGUUUUUAAUCAUAACUGUAAUAAUGUCACUUAUUACUGUGUGUUAUUAGUCACUUCCAGUAGCUGAUAAAAUGGCAGUCUGCUUCUUAAUUCAAGUCAUUGAUUUUGAGUUCAAUUAGAAAUCGUUAUACUGCUUGCUGCUUCACGACUGCAGAGGAUCUGCUUGCCAGUCAAAUCAUACUUUGAUUAGGGAAGCUUGUAUAAUAGUCCAGACGGGGCCAGGGAAAAGCCCAAACAAGGGAUCUCAACAUUAGGGUUUUCUCUUGAGUUUAUCCUUGACAUGGAAUCAUUUUAAAUGCUAUGUUAUUGAAGUAAAAUCAUUAAAAAAAGAAACACCCUAGGUGUGCUCCUAGCAGGUUGCUCCCCAGGAUUUUAAAGGAAGCUGGUGCCACUUUAUUUCGUGGGUGAUAGAUGUUUGAGGGCCAGGAAUGAGUCAGAAACGACUGUAGGUACCCCCCCCCCUCCAGAAAAUGAAGAUCUUGGGCUUUUCAUACAUUUAAAGAAGACAAUUCCCAGCAAUCUAGUUAUGCAAAAUCCCAAAUCAGCAACCCAUAAAAUGUGUUUUUUUAUAUUAGUAUUUGGAAAUAUAUUGUGUUUCUCAGCUAUGGUCCUGGCCCUGUCUCUUCUGGCUUUAAACCAAAUAUGUUUUUAAUUGCUUCGGUUAAUUGAUUGAAUAGAGCUGCUUGCUUGAACUUGUUCAAACCCCUUUCAGCAACUGGUCCUUGAAAAAAAAAUGUCUGCUGCAGAAGUGCUCUUGUCAAGAAAUACAGGAAAGCUCUGCUAGGUUUGUCUUCUGCUUACUUUAAAAGGAAACAGAGCUCAAUUAUCCCCCAAAGUUAAGGUGUGGAAUGAAAGCCAAAAAAUACAGGAUCCUCAUUGACCAGAAUCUCAAACUGCUGUGCUAGAAAACAGACACGACAGUGCAGCAAAAUUGUUAAAAACAUUCAGGAGACUCCUGGUGCACAAUCGUUAAAGACUUGGUAGAUGAACAGAUGAAUCACGGCAGUAGGUACCAUAUAUUCUGCUGAGAUUUGUAUCUCCUAUUUAAGAAAUCCUGUUUUUCCGAAUUACCCAGAAGCAAAAAGGUAUCAGACACAAACUUCUGUUAAAUAUCUGUUUUUAUCAACCAUGAUAGUUUUAACAACCACACCAUUAAGGUGGUUUUACUGUGUUUUAUGAUGAGAUAUAAAGACAACACUGUCAUAUCCAAUAUCAAUGCAAUAUCUCCUUUCUCCCCCUCCCAGUGAAACUGACACUGUUUAAAAGUGAACCAAAACACGUCACUGCAUCUGUCCUGUCCUUCAAGUGUUCUUUAUGUUUUAUUCUAUGGUUAAAUUGUAUUUAUGAAAAUCCGUUUUAAACUCCGCACAGCAGAACCUGAUGGUCAAACUCGGCACUUGAUACGUGUUUAGCAAUGUAUAGGUGUAACUCCCACAACAUUGUAAUCUAGUGUUGUGUGUUUUGUGCUUGCACUGUGCUAAGUGUAACCCUGUUCUGUUGUUGUAAGGAGUCUAUAAGCUUGAUAUGAGUGCUGGGUUUUAGCAGUCAUUAUAAACUCAGGUUUUGAAUGUCUUGCAAGACAUUCUGACAUGUCUUUCACUUCUGUUCACUGCAUUACAUAAACAAUGUUGUUUCUCUAGAAUCAGUCCAGAGAAGAGCAUUAGGACACAUUCCUGGACAUGAGGGAAUGUCCUACAUGACAGGCUUAAGGAACUGAAUCCUCUUAGUCUUGAACGGAGACGAUUACGAGGGGACCUGAUCCCAGUAUCCAAAACCCUCAAAGGCUCCGAAAAAGUCAAUGCAGUGAACUACUUCAGCAUGAACAGUAGAACACAAAUCAGAGGAUAUGAAUGGAAAUAGUAAAAGAGCUUUUGAAAAAGAGAACAGGAGGCAUGUUUAUGAACAGGUUUCAAGGAGUCUCACCGUGCUGUCAGUGAAGUGAAGUUGUGGGUCAUAAUAAGUAUGAUAACCUCCUCUCAUUUGUAUCUGCAUACGUUUUUAUAUAACUGUGAAAUUACUAUAUACAGUAUAUGGAUUCCUGAACGAUAAGGUAAUCUACAGCUAAAUCAGAAGCAAAUAAAGCUACAGAACUAUAUCAUUAAGGUUAAAGACACAGGAGAUGCUUAGCAAUGUAUUUUAUUUCUCCCCUGUUGUCACUAAAAUUCCUUUAAAAGCAAGGUGCAGUGGAUAGCUUUACUGUCUUACAGUGCUGGGACCCUGGAUUCAGCUCCAGACCUGAGGUGCUAUUGAGUUUAUAGGUUCUCCCUGAGUUUGUUUGGGUUUACCCUGGGUGCUGUUUUUUUCAUAUUCCAAAUACAUUAUGGUAGGUUAUUUGCCUUCUGGGAAAACUGCCUUGGUGUGAGUAUGUGUCUGUGUUAUAUAUCUGUCUGCCCUGUGAUGGAUUGUCCUGUCCAGGGUGUAUCCUGCCUUGUGCCCGUUGCUUGCCAGGAUAGGCCCUGGCUCCCCUGCUACCCUGUUUUGGUUACAAAUUGGAUGGAUGGAGUUCCUUUAAGAGACAGAAUACUAUUUAUUCUGAGAAACACCACAGCCAAAUAGCAAUUGCAUCAAACUAACAAUUACUCAGCUCUCGGCUUUUAUCCCUCCCAAUAGACACUCGUGUAGCAGAGGCCACGGUUGUCCUAUGAGAAAGGUCAUACCUGCAGUUUCUCCAUAGCACAACUAGUAUCUUAGGCCCAGCUGGCGCCAAUCCGUCAACUUUACUCCAUAGCUAUUGUGUAUAAAAACAGUAAUACAUGAGGCAUUUUUACAUUAUUGAACCUGAAAAAGUUAUGGUCAUUUUUAAGGGAUUUCCUCUGCUGAUUGUUUCUGUUUUCAAAUUUUAUCCUGCCAGAUAUUCCAUUAGCAUCAAUUUGAUUUAAUCAUUUAUAUUGCUGUUGAUUUAGUUAUGUGUUUUUAAAAUUGCUGAAUAAAACAGUCUAAAUCACACAUGUGAUAUGAACUAUUUCUCACUUUUUAUUCCCAAAGUUCAAUGGACAGAUUUAACAAACAAACUUAUAGGUAGCCACAUGACCUAAUAAUGGUAUUGUUAUGUUACUGCCAUUCAUUAACCCCAGCUCAGGAACAAUGAGACUCUAGAGUUACAUUGAUGUAACUCACCCAGUCCAUUACACUAUGAUGAAUUAUCCUCACAGAGGCAUUCCUUCAUUUAUCAGCUCUCAAUGCACAGAGGCACCAGAAACUAACAGAAUGAUAUACUAGAACUGACUAAGCCAUGUGUGCCCUCUAUCUAAGUGAAGGCACAUACAGUAUAAAAAUGAUAGAAUAAUGCAAAUGGAGCUAAUUUGUCUAUAGUGUAGUGGCAAUAUGUAGUGAUUUUCACUCAGGAUGCCAGGCAAAGCUCACACAUAUAAGUAUAAAGGAAAAUCUGUUCUUUUCAUGAAGCAAUUUGAUAAAACCAAUUGUAUUGUCAUAUAGUGUAAGGAAUCAUAAUUAAUUAUUAUAAUUAUUUUAGCAAUAGAAGAUUAUGGAUAGGAACUAUAGGAUUGCAUAGUGUAUGAAACAAAGUAAAGUUUAAUGGGUCUGGUUUGGGUUCUAUACUGAUAUUCAUUUUUAAUUGCUUGUUUAGGUAUGUUUGUUUGCAAGGGAAGAGUGAGGGUCUCUCUCAGCAACCUGUCCUUAAGAAGAUUUUAGGAAUGAUUAUGAUGAUGUUUGUUAUAAAAUGAUAAAUGCAACCUAGAAAGCUAUAAAGGAUUAGUGCAAACUAAAAUACAUACUGUAUAUAUCUCACUCCUUUUCUGAAAGUUAACGUAGAUAACGUAGUAUAGCACAUGACAUCUUGGAGUUGGAUUUUUUUCUCUCACGUAAAUUUGAAAGACUGGAGAACAUCUGGAGAAACUCUGGAGUUUGAAAAAAGAUAAACAGAACUUUUCGGUGGUGCACAUAGCUUUAAACAAAUCACUCUGUUCUUUCAGAUUAUCUCAGCUUGACCCUAGGACAGAAACAUUUUUCAAAUUCUGGACCAGACAGCUACAAAUUGUCUUUCCAGACCAUGAGCUCUAAUUGAUAUCACUGUGGAAUUUCUGCUUAGUCAGACCUGUCUCCAUAGAGGGCCUCCAAAAUCACAAGCUGGUGAAACUGGAGUGAAGCAGUAAUGAACUGCACAAGUGAACGAGGUCAGACUGUUUCAGCACUGUGACAUUCCCAACAACUUCGUUACCCAAAGCUUCUGUAAUUCCCAGGACAAUGUGAUUCUGGACAUUUAUAUUUAUACUCCCUCCUACCAAAGUGAUAUGCCCAACAGGAGCAGUCCACCCAGUUUAAAGAACACGGCACAGCACAUGGAAUGUUCCAUAAUUCCUGAGGACUGUAAAGUAGUAGCAUACAUGGCUUUUUCUUCAGUGUGCCAAGAAAACGAAGACUGCAAUGAAGAGUUUCGAGGUAUGAUUGUUGCCUCUGGAGUGUUGCUGAAGGCAACAGUAGAACUAAUGUAUCAGUUCAGAUGACUUCAAGGGUUUGCAGAUAAGUAAUCAUCAAUUACAAUCUACAGAAUCUACUGACCUGCUGCUCACAUCUUAAGCAGAGCUAUAUAAGCUGCUUUCUCAGCCUUCUGUGAAAAUUUAAAAUAAUUAACAAUUGUGUCUUGUUGCAGAUAUACUCAUGGCUAGAAUUCAGUAGACCCAUUGUCAGGGUCAUUUUCUUUUAAUUGACUAGAAGUAAAAUUCUACUUAUCUGAGAGAAAUUGACAACAUUAAACCUUCACUUAUUUUUUAAUGUUUUUCCAUUGUAUUAUCAGCUUUAUGUUUGACUUUCUUAUGUCAUUUGGUCUGAGAAGGUUCUUUAGAGUGUGGAGCAGAUAUCUGUUAACCAAGGCUCCAGUCUCUUUCUGGUCCCACUCAGAAAGAGUGCUGAGCUACUCAUCUGUGUGCCCUGUCCUCAUAGGAGUAGCUCUGGCACCUUUCUGCCUACUGCUCAAUUCAUGUAUGGGGUAAAUCAUCUGCGUCUUAAUAAAAUAUCCAAAUUUUAAUUAGUUUUCCUUGUAUAUGCAAUACUAAGGAGCUGCUCACUAUUCAUGCCGCUAGUCAGACUGAGUGACAGAUAUUACUUAUUCUACUGUCUAGCUGUCCUGCAAUAAUUUAGCAACACCAUUACCGUAGCAAAAUUUUAAUGCCUGAUUUCUGUGGCUUUUUUGUUAAGUGCUGGCCAAGGGAGUCAUCGCUUUGAUAAAGAUACUGCACUCUUACACAUCAAGUGAUCUGCUCUGUUUUUGUGACCAGUGCUUUUAGUGGCCCUGGUCUUCUACUCAUUUCCAAGCUAAAAUGCUUUUUCACCCUGAAUUCAGUGCCCAGUUCACAGUUCAGAUGAGCAGGCACAUUCCCGAGUAUUCACAGUAAAGGGGUCUUUUUGAGCGGCUUUUGUCAUCUUUCAAUGACUAACCCUGCGCGAAUCAGCACUGAUCACUGAUGAUGGUGGUAACACAGUAUUUUUCAUUGUCAAGGCAGGCCUUCUGCACUUCUAAAGCACUGUCAAUGUUUUUCAGACACUUUACAGAAGUAAAUAUGUGUAUAGAAAUCGUCAUUGUAUUUCAAGCAAUAAUCUCCCUUAUUUUGGUUUUGCGAUAUAUUUUUGUUUGGAGAAAUUGUCCGUCUGGAAACACCUCCUAAGUUGAACACCUCAUGCUCUGUGUAAUCAAGUGUGCUCUAGCCAGAGGGUCAAAUUCCUACAGCUCAGUUGAAAAGACAAUAUUUCACGACCUGUGAUAAGGAAUCGUCUGAAUAUACUGUAAUAAAAUGCAGUUAUGCUGGACGACAAGUACAAAUCACCUGAUCUGGUUCAAUGGCUCUCAUUCUCAUGUGAAACUGGUUUUGUGAAGCUUAUUAUCUAAAGACAGUAUUUUUUUAGAAUAGGUGGUUUAUGUUUGCCAGAGAUCAGUUGUUAUAACCACACUCGACCCAAGGUGAUGUCUGUUAGUUAUUGUUCUUGUCCUGGAUAUGUGAAAGUAGCAGAGUCUGUUCAGUCAUCAGACUGGCCAGUGCCAAAGUACAAGUAAUCUCAGAACCUAAGAGCAUAAAAAAUCUCUAAAAUGAGGAAAAACUCUUCUUCGCAAAGAUGUAGAACACUCUACACAUUGCUAAUCUUCUCCUUCACAAGAGAAUGUUAAGGACAUGGAUUUGUUCAUUCCUACUUAUUCAGCACCAAUAACUCAACCUUGUUUUUAUGGGAGGGAGCUUAUGUGUCAUAUCGACCAUUCCCAUCUUUGGGAGUUCAUCUGUUUCUUGUGAGAACUGAACUGUCUGCUUCUGUUCCAGUAUAAUCCAACAUGCUGAAGGGCUGUCAUCUGUCUUUAGAAUUUAUAUUUAGCUCUGUACACAAAAAAAAAUACACGUUGUGUCGAUGUAUUUUGGAACUGUUUUGUUUGAUUGUCUAUUUAAAAAAAAUAAAGUUCCAGUGAACCCA
Molecule: messenger RNA, 8747 nt
Organism: Lepisosteus oculatus (spotted gar)
Lineage: Eukaryota; Metazoa; Chordata; Actinopteri; Semionotiformes; Lepisosteidae
Product: G protein-regulated inducer of neurite outgrowth 2
Biological process (GO): neuron projection development
Cellular component (GO): plasma membrane
Source: RefSeq, a predicted model, not a curated record